GACACGCCCCUGUGUGACAUCAACCUCUCACACCCACAUCACGGUCACAUGAGUGUGACAUCAGGACGAUCUGAGAUCCACUCUAUGAAGCUACUGCGGCCCGUCCAAUAAGGAAAGAAGGCGAUCUAAAUGUAGAACUGUGCUACUGUAUGGUUUAAAGGCCAGAAAGGUGUCAGCAGUACAUAAGGAAGGUUUGCACAAGGCUGUACAAAACUGAUUGGGCUGGUUUAUACAUUCUACAGGGAAACCUCCUUUACACUACUCCAUUCUGGACACUGCUCAGGAGGGUGAGCUCAAUCUUUUAACAUGUGAUGGAAAAUGCUUGGUUCUGGAGCAGGAAUGGAGAUCAUAGGGGCUGAGCACUCAAGGCUUCUGGAUAGUCUGAAGACCACAGUAGAAGGGUUGGUGUCAGGCAACAGCAGAAAUGUGUGGUCCAAAUAUGGUGGCCUGCAGAGGUUGUGUCGUGAUAUGAGCAGCAUCUUUCAACAUGGACUAAUAUGUGAUCAGGUGUAUUGCAAGCAAAAAGACUACUGGAAUUUUGUGAAGAGCAGCCAGCGCCUCCAUCCUGGAACAUCCCCUCAAGUAGAGCAGUUCCUGCUCUUUUUUGAGAACAGCCAGCGGAAUUGUGAAAACAUCAGUGAGAAGGAUAAUGGCAAGCUCUGGUUGCAGCACAGUUUGCAAUUCCAUUGCCUAUCAGCUCAGCUAAAAGCAUUGCUUGGCAACAGGCAGUACACCAGAAAGUUUUACUCAGAAUCUGCCUUUUUACUGAGUGAGGCUCAUGUUGCUGCAAUGUUCCAGUGUCUUGAGGCCGUAGAACAGAAUAAUCCCAGGCUUUUGGCUCAGAUUGACACAUCUGUGCUUGCUGGCAAGAGACAACUCAACAUAUCAGAAAAAAGUCUGAGCCUAUCAACCCUGCCGGGAUCAACCGGUAUCCCAUACACUGAUAACACUCCGCAUUCUCUGUACAGCUCCUAUAGCAGUCUUCAGUCUUUUAGCUCUGAUUUCCGGAUUGACCAGCAGAAUAACCUUUACAGAGCUGUAUCUGAAAAUGAAUCCAUCAUUGUCUCUGUUGCUCCAGCUGAUGAUUCACCCCCACAUGAAGCAUUUUCACCUGUUAGUGAGAUGAGUGUCAGUACCCUUACCAGCCAAAGUGAGGAUGCUGGCAGUCCAGAGGAUCCCCACAGUGAGGCAGAUGAUGGUCCGGAGUACCUGGCCAUUGGCAACAUGAGCCGACGUUCAUCCAGUCAGAGUAGUGAAAGUUCAAACCUUUUCUCUUGUAACUCCCAAAAAACAGACUCUCUAAACUCAACCCCAACGGCCCCCCAAAACACAUGUUUACUUAGUGUUCCUCGGCGCUCCAGCUUCUCUGAGAUUCAGUUUGGGAAUGGACCUUGGCACACAAAAAAAAGCCAUAUGCGCUCACGUUCCGACACUAAUGUAACCAUAGGAAAGCCCCAAGGAAGUGACCGGAAUAUCAGCAUUAUAAUGGAAGACCCUGCAGCAGAGUCCCAUUCUGGGUUACGGAAUAAUCCCGCCCUGCUAGGCAAGAACAAAGCUAUAGGUUCCCCUUACAUAGAACAUGACAGUGCUCCAUACCUGAAUACUGCAGAAGGUGUUUUUCGGAGGCCAUCUAAGGGGCAGUCAUUAAUCAGUUACCUCUCAGAACAGGACUUUGGGAGCUGUGCAGAUCUGGAGAAGGAAAAUGCUCACUUCAGUAUCUCUGAGUCUUUGAUCGCAGCAAUUGAGCUGAUGAAAUGCAACAUGAUAAGCCGGCAGUUGCAGGAAGAGGAGGAAGACAGUGACCGUGAGAUCAGGGAGCUAAAGCAGAAAAUACGCCUGCGGAGACAGCAAAUCAGAAGCUGCCGAAAUCAAAGCGCCUAUACCGAAGGAGGAUCUAGCAGCCAAGGAAUGACAGAGAGUGGGUCACAGAUAAGUUCCCAUGAGUCCAUUCCAGUAUCAGAGUCUAGCUCUGCAGAUGAAGUGGAUCAGUAUGAAAUCAAAGAUUCUGAGAUCAAAAGAGGUUUAAACAGCCAUCACCUACAGUGUACUGAAUCCAUGUCCCACUCCUUUCUUUGUUCCAACUCUGCUGAGGCUGUGGCCAUGGGUCUCCUAAAGCAGUUUGAAGGAAUGCAGCUACCAGCUGCUUCAGAGCUUGAGUGGUUGGUGCCAGAGCAUGACGCGCCACAGAAGCUGCUACCAAUUCCAGAUUCUGUACCAAUUUCUCCAGAUGAUGGGGAGCAUGCAGAUAUAUAUAAACUUCGAAUACGGGUUCGUGGAAAUUUGGAAUGGGCACCGCCAAGACCACAAAUCAUCUUCAAUAUCCACACUGCACCUACAAAGAAGGCAGCAGUCACAAAACAGAACUACCGAUGUGCUGGCUGUGGAAUUAGGAUAGAAUCUGAUUACAUUAAAAGACUGCGAUAUUGUGAAUACUUGGGAAAGUACUUUUGCCAGUGCUGCCAUGAGAAUGCACAAUCUGUCAUCCCUGGGCGAAUCAUUCGAAAAUGGGACUUCAGCAAAUAUUAUGUCAGCAAUUUCUCAAAGGACCUACUUACAAAGAUUUGGAGUGAUCCUCUCUUCAACUUGCAGGACAUCAACAGCCCUUUGUACCGAAAAGUAAAGGCACUGGAACAAGUGCGGUUGUUGAGAAUACAGUUGGUGCACUUGAAGAAUAUGUUCAAAACAUGCAGGCUGGCUAAAGGAAUCCUGGAGUUGUAUGAUAUUGUGCCUGGACACCUGACGGAAGACCACCAUCUCUUCUCUUUAAGUGAUCUCACCUCCAUAAAGAAGGGGGAGUUGGUCCCACGGUUAAGGGAUUUAGUGAAAUCUGGAGCCCUACAUGUAGAAAAAUGCAUGCUCUGCCAAGCUAAGGGCUUCAUCUGUGAAUUCUGUCAGAAUGAAGACGACGUGAUCUUUCCAUUUGAGUUGAACAAAUGCCGGAGAUGUGAAGACUGUAAGGCUUGCUACCACAAAUAUUGCUUCCGCUCUGAAGAGUGUCCCAAGUGUGAACGUUUGAGAGCAAGAAGAGACCUUCUAGCCAAGCAAAGCCUGGAGUCGUAUAACUCUGAUCAGGAGGAUUUUGAUGCAGAAGAAACAUCAAUGGAGCAGACCGGUGACUGACAGAAGUCUUAACUAGCAUGAAAGGGCUAGACCACAGGUGGAAUCAGGUGUAACUGCAGCUUUCAUUUUUUUUUUUUUUUUAGUGCCAGUCAUCCAUGUGAGAAUUUGCAUCCUUCCAACAUAUUCUGAUAACACUGUUGGAUUAAAGGUUUCUUAGUGUUUGUUAUAUCUUUAUUUUUAAACCUUGAUUGUGAAAUAACAUCUGUUUUUUAUUAAUCAUUGGAUUUCUUGUUGUCAGAAAUUCACAGUAAUAACUCCUUUGUGAUCACUACAUACACUUUGGUGCUAUGUUGGAAUACCUUACAGCUGAGUUGUGUCAGAUCUCAUAUUUCCUAAAAAGCUGUAACAAGCGUAUUAGUUGGUCUAGUUUUACUACCUAAUAUACUAAUAAUAACUGCAUACUGUUCUGGAUUCUUCCAUUUUUCGCCUGCCUAACACUUCUCAGUUCUUAUGGAGGUGCCCCCUCUAAUUCCAUGCAGUCUGUGUGAUAUCUUUGGUAUACAAUUUAUAUGGAGAGUGGUGGCAAGUCUGCAUAGAAACAUGUAUAAGCUUGAGAAUUUGUUGUGUGCGCCGGUGUCAUAUAUUUGUGGACACGCAAGCACAUGCAUUAGAGGCCAUGCCAUCAUCUGCAUUCAGCCAGGGGUGGUGAAAUAUUCCUAAGAGUAAAAACCACAGAAAAUAAGAAGACCCAAAUUUACCAUAAAGAGAAACUCCAAAAGGUCAAAGCAGCCUAAAAAGGCAAAAACAGAACUGUGUUGUUGGCUAUGUGGCGGAUUGAUCUGCAAACCUGUAAUUUAAACUUGUGGCGCAUAUGCAGUUUGGGUCUCUUUAUUAUUUUAGAGGAAUGAAGGUAAGAGCUUUGCAACCAUCUUUUCCAGAUAUAGUCCUUAGGAAUCACAGUGAAUAUACAACUAGCUGUGACUAUAACAUGCAUGUGCUAUACAAAAAGUGAUUUUCUUUGACUAAAAUGGGAUAAUGAUGACAUUUACUCUAGAUCCUUUUUCAUUACCACAACUUAUCCCAGAAAUUCCCCAUGUGCCAUAUGCUGGUUGAACCCAGUGAUCCUGUCUGUGCUAAUAAUCUGCUUCAGUAGUUCUCCAGUAGUCACCAGUCCUAUUCUGAUACGCUUGUUCAGCUAACACGCCAAAUAGACACAUGAGAGGAAAGUUAUGUGUGAUCACAAUGGAGUUUGCGCAUGUAGCUGCCUAAAUUGUAGUGAUCCAUGGGAACUGCUGACGUUCAUAUACCUGAAGUUCACUGAAUUAGAUAAAUUCAUUCCCACGUUUCUAGAUAUGUUCUCUUUCCUUGUCUUGAUUCUGCAAUAAUAUUGGUAUAUUUUAGUACCAAGAAGUUGCUCAGAGUUGGUUGGUUUUAAUUGCACAAAGGGUGAGCUAUUGUAGCUUAGUGUUAGACCUCUGCAAGAUGCUUUCCUGCAAGCUCAAUGGCUGCAAAUGAUGGUAGCCAGCAAAAGAAGGAAUGCUGCCAUGACACAUUAUUCUGGAUUACAUUUUAGCUGGGAAUAUGCAGUGCAUGAACCCUCAUCUUCCUUCAGUUACAUAUGGAUUCAUAGUGUCUAAGCUAACAUGACUAAGUUAAAUAGCACAAGGCUUUUGUGUGAGGACCAGAUCUUUUAUUAUUGCACUAAUGUACUAACUGAUUGUAUAUCUUUAGAGAGACCAUCCAUUAGACCAAUAGUUCCAAGCAAUUCAUGUUAUCUGGAUAGUCUCACAGCAUCACACAUUACUCUAUUACAGUAGAGCUGGCCAUACACUUAUAGAUCAGUCAAACUAACGACUGAUUUGGACACCCAUGUACUGGGCGGAAUUGUACAUCCCAUUGUUUACUUGCUGGCCAAUGAUAACAUUAAACUGCCAGCCCACAGAGACUAAUUUGGUGAUAACCGCACUGAUUCGAUCUUCAUCCAAUGGGAUUUUAAACCCGCCGUUUAGAUCUUUGGUGAUUGUUUGUCCAGAUAUCAGUCAGACAGACCUUGCAGAGAGGCCAAGUCAGGAGCUUUUUCUUUCCCCUUGUAUGACCAACUUUACUUACCUGCUCUACGUGACCGCUGUGUGAAUAUCCAGAAAACAUAUUCUAUGGGGGGGGGAGUGCAGUGGCAUAGUACCAUGUUUGGGCCACUACAGCUCAGUGUGUAAAUUGGUUUUGCUUGCUGCGGUGCCAAAGCAUAUAAGAUAUGUUGGACAAUGGCACUUUGCCCCUCCUGCACUGAAAGUGUUAAAAGGCUUACUUAUUAACCGUAUGCAUUUAAUGUUAUUUAAUUUAAUGCACUUUUUAAUCUGUUUAUCUGGUGCUGAGUUUAUCUGGAGUCAAGCUCACUAGAAAGUUUUAAUGCAUAUCAUCCACCCGCUUAGAAGUCUUUCUCCAUUUUGUGCCCGGUUCUCCCUGGACUAGCAUGUGCCGGCAUGAAAGGGAGAGCUGCAAGUAAAGAAAGAGCUUCAUAAAACCGGGUCCUGAGAAUUUCCAAUUCUAGUAACCAAAAUUCUAGUAGUAAUUUAAAACACAAUCCACAGAGCCAAUAUCCAUACUCAAAAUUUGUUUUUGCACUUUUAAGACUAAACCCAUAUCAGUAUGAGAACAGAAAAGUAAUAAUGUCUUAUGAGUGAAGAAUAAAUGGCACUUUAGUAAGUGUUGCUUUUGGCCGUUAAUGAGCAAUGGCUAUACAGUAUAUCGCGGCACGUAGUUGUUUGAGGGUUGUCCAUUUCCGGGAUCAACCCUCUUUUCAAGCAAUACCGUUAUAUAUACUAUCUUUUUUUUGAAAAAGUAUUCAGACCAUUUAACUGAAUAAGAAAUCCUAUACCUACUAGUUUUGUCUGUGUGAUUUUUAUAUCUAUGUUUCAAAUUUUAUUUCAAAGCACUGAAAAUCAAAUUUUAAUGCAAUGUGUAAAAUCCUUAGAAACAAAUAUAUAUAUAUAUAUGCUUAUUGCAUGAGUAGAGCCACAAAUGUAUUGUAGCACCUUUUGCAGCAAUAACAUUAUUUUGGGGUAAGCCUGCAAUGCUUGGUACAAAACUGGACAUAUCUAAUUAGUAGGCCCAUUUCCUACCAACAUACCUACACCCAAACCUGAUUUUUUACCUGCUGCAGGACCCUGGGUGAUUUUGGCCAAUUCUUCCAGGUGGUCUGGGUCUUUCAUAGUAGAAUAGUGCCACACACCCUGUUUGAAUGAGAUGAGGGAUUUGAUUGGGUCAGUAUAGUAAACUAAUUUAUCUUUUCUGUUUCUGGCCUUGUAUUUGGGUUAACUGUCCUACUGAGAUUUGACUUUGGCCCAUGCUUUAGUUUAUAGUAGCCUGACACAGGUUCUGUUACCUUGUCCCUAUGUUUUGCACCAUAUACCAAGAUGCCCACAUCAUAGUUGUAAAACCUAAGGUGCUUGGUCAACAUCUAACAGGAACAGCCUAGAGUAAAUCUACCAGGGAAAAGUGGACCAUGUAAUGAAAGGCACUAAGAUUGCCCAGGAGCAGUAACCCAUUGCAACCAAUCAGCAGGUAGAAUUUUCUGGUCACCUGUUUAAAAGAAAACAGCUUAUUGGUUACUAUGGGUUAUGGCUAUUGAGCAAACUUAGUGUCUUUUAUUUAAUAUGCGGGUUAAAGCUGCAAAAGGUGGCAAUAUACUGAAGACCGUAAUAAAAUUAACAUACAAAUUUUUAACAUUCCAAAAAUCAAGUACAGAGUUUCUCAAACCAUUCCAGAUUUAACCCUUGAAUGAUCAGGAGUUUGAGAUGCUUGUUAAAAGGAAAAAAUGUGAUCCCUAAGUCAUCCAAUUGUUUAGAUUCUGCCAGGAGCACCUUUGGUGUUUUGCCUCUAUAACUUUCCUUGAGAUAAGCUAAAUUGUUAAAACACCUGGAAUUUUCUAUGAGCAGUGUUUACUAAAAUACCUGUGAUAUAGAUAUCCCACAGACCUUGCAGUUGGCCAGCUGAUUACUGCUACUUAUAUCAAAAAUGCUCUUGCAAAAUGGUACAUGUACUUUUUCACUGUUAAAAGCUCCACAGGCCUCAUACACUUGGUUAGUAUAUUGCAAGACUCCCCUGCGGGCUCCAGAUAACAGCCAGGUAAUUGUAUUAAGGAGGGAAUUCCUUCCAAUGUAAAUGUAUUGUGAAAAUAUUCUGUAAAUACUAAUAGUGACCUGUAUAAAUAAUACUGAUAUGUACCUUCUGUCUGGGAAACAAGUACAACUAGUCCGUCCUAAAUAAACAUCAGAUUUAAA
Messenger RNA from Xenopus tropicalis (tropical clawed frog), 7340 nucleotides. It is a transcript of the gene rubcn, whose product is annotated as RUN domain and cysteine-rich domain containing, Beclin 1-interacting protein. Gene Ontology annotation, cellular component: late endosome. The transcript has 22 exons. The record is from RefSeq and is a predicted model, not a curated record. NCBI's taxonomy places the organism in Eukaryota, Metazoa, Chordata, Amphibia, Anura, Pipidae. Bases 319 to 3120 code for a protein of 933 amino acids.